CUAGAGCGCGUCACUAUCCAGGACGGUUAAGUUGGUGAGAGCCGUUUGUGCGCUCGCGUAUAGCAUUCUGGGAGUUAUCUCCUCGAUUAGGAACCAACCGCACGGUGCCAGGGCCUAGAGCAGCGCCAGCAUGUCCCGCUACACCAGGCCGCCCAACACCUCGCUCUUUGUUAGGAACGUGGCCGAUGCUACCAGGCCGGAGGACUUACGGCGUGAGUUUGGUCGGUACGGCCCCGUAGUAGACGUUUACGUUCCACUUGACUACUACAAUCGUCGCCCCAGAGGAUUUGCAUAUAUUCAGUUUGAAGAUGUUCGUGAUGCGGAAGACGCACUUUACAAUCUCAACAGAAAAUGGGUUUGUGGCCGUCAAAUUGAAAUACAGUUUGCUCAAGGUGAUCGUAAAACUCCUGGACAAAUGAAGUCCAAGGAACGAAAUACCUCUUCUCCAGUUGAUCGGAGAAGAUCAAGAAGCCACAGCAGACGAACACGCAGCCGAAGCGGUUCUUGGGACCGUGGCAGGAGAAGGUCAAGACACAGAAGACAUUCAUAUAGUCAUUCCAAAUCUCGUUCAAAAACUCCACAGAAGCAUUCACGAUCACCUCUGAGACACGUUUUCUCAAAAGGACGGUCUAGAUCAGUGGAAAAAUCGCCAUCUGGUUCACCACCGAAGGAAUCUGGAUCAAAGCCUCGAUCUGGCCAGGGGCGCUCUGGUUCUGCAAGAUCACGUUCAAAGUCUCCCCGUCAGAGGCACUCCAAUUCUACAUCGCAAAAAGAAAUGGCCCGAAACUCUCGUUCGCGGUCUAGAUCGCGGGGCUUUAGGGGUAGAAAUAGUCGGCACUCUGGUUCUGAUGAAGACUAGUCUACUCCUAAACAAUUUCCCAGACUAAGGCUACAUGCACAUGACCGUAUGUGUUUUGCAGUCUGCAAAUUGCAGAUCUGCCCAAAAAAA
This is a messenger RNA of Bufo bufo (common toad), 949 nucleotides long. It is a transcript of the gene SRSF12, whose product is annotated as serine and arginine rich splicing factor 12. Bases 131 to 859 code for a protein of 242 amino acids. Gene Ontology annotation, molecular function: RNA binding. Lineage: Eukaryota; Metazoa; Chordata; Amphibia; Anura; Bufonidae. The record is from RefSeq and is a predicted model, not a curated record. The transcript is spliced from 5 exons.